This is a messenger RNA of Emericellopsis cladophorae, 538 nucleotides long. RefSeq lists its product as uncharacterized. The record is from RefSeq and is a predicted model, not a curated record. The transcript has a single exon. Gene Ontology annotation, molecular function: catalytic activity. Gene Ontology annotation, biological process: nucleoside metabolic process. The annotation marks the transcript as partial. NCBI's taxonomy places the organism in Eukaryota, Fungi, Ascomycota, Sordariomycetes, Hypocreales, Bionectriaceae.
AUGUCGAACCCAGAGGACUACACAGUCGGCUGGAUCUCCGCCAUUAUCACUGAGGCCGUGGCAGCAAAGCACUUCCUCGACCAGCGUCACCAAGAACCGCAGUUCGUUGCCCAGCAUGACAAUAAUGUAUAUACUCUCGGAAAAAUCGGCCGCCACAACGUCGUCAUGGCCUCGCUCCCGAAAGACGAGUACGGCACCACGACGGCGGCCACUGUGGCGAGGGACAUGCUCCAUAGCUUCCCUAAUAUUCGCAUCGGAUUGAUAGUUGGCAUUGGCGGCGGUGCACCGAGUAGGACGCACGAUGUACGACUGGGAGAUAUUGUGGUUAGUAGCAGAGACGGCGACAAAGGCGGCGUUUUCCAGUAUGAUUACGGCAAGACGAUCCAGGACCAGGCUUUUCAGCACACGCAGUUCCUCGACCAGCCACCAACCGUCCUGCGGGCGGCUGUGGGCGCCCUGGCGACUGAGUACGAGGCGGACGGCCACACCCUCGACGAGCAAAUCAACCAGAUCCUAGCGCAGAAGACUCGUCUUCGGA